Oreochromis aureus is the source of this 9423-nucleotide messenger RNA. RefSeq names its product ATPase phospholipid transporting 11A (gene atp11a). Gene Ontology annotation, cellular component: plasma membrane; trans-Golgi network; endoplasmic reticulum. Gene Ontology annotation, biological process: phospholipid translocation. The coding region runs from base 423 to 4055 and encodes 1210 amino acids. NCBI's taxonomy places the organism in Eukaryota, Metazoa, Chordata, Actinopteri, Cichliformes, Cichlidae. Gene Ontology annotation, molecular function: ATPase-coupled intramembrane lipid carrier activity; ATP hydrolysis activity; magnesium ion binding. The transcript is spliced from 31 exons. The record is from RefSeq and is a predicted model, not a curated record.
CACCACCUGGCUCCGCGUGACGUACAUGAAAGAAAAUCUCCUUUGGCCGCGGCGCGAGACAAGAAGAUUAUUAGUACACGCGCAGAGGGGGGAGAGAGAGAGGGAGCGCGAGAGAGCUGGAUAUUAGUUUGGCUUCUAGUCUUUAGGAGGAGCUGCUCGGUACCCGUGUGAAUUGCCUUCAAACUGUAGGAGAAGACGCACAGACAGUCACUACCCCCGUUUAAAGCCCGUCACGGGGUCCGUAGGUGAGUUUGGAAGCGAGUCCUUUUUAUUCCAAUUCAGAAGAAGAAGAAGGGGGAGAAGAGAAAGUCAUGGACAGAGGAGUAGAAUUAAAAAGAAGCUAGCGCCCGCAGUAAAAAUAACCUUUGGAGGAGAAAAAGACAGAGAGCAGAAGAAGUGUCCGGAGAGGGAAGAGGAACAGAAUGGGGAUGGAUUUCAGCACUCUGCGUACUCUUAUCAGCCGAUACUGUGUCGGGGAGGAGAACUGGGUUGAUAGCCGGACAAUUUACAUUGGACAUAAGGAGCCUCCUCCAGGAACUGAGGCUUUUAUACAGCAAAGAUUUCCUGACAACAGAAUAGUCUCUUCAAAGUACACGUUUUGGAACUUCAUCCCAAAGAAUAUGUUUGAGCAGUUCAGGAGAGUCGCCAACUUCUACUUUCUCAUCAUAUUUCUGGUUCAGUUGAUUAUUGACACUCCCACCAGUCCGGUCACCAGCGGACUGCCACUGUUCUUUGUCAUCACAGUCACCGCCAUUAAACAGGGUUAUGAGGACUGGUUGAGACACAAAGCAGACAACGCUGUCAACCAGUGUCCUGUCCACGUGGUGCAUCAUGGCAAAGUGGUCCGCAAACAAAGCCGCAAACUCAGGGUUGGAGAUGUGGUCUUGGUGAAAGAAGAUGAGGCUUUCCCCUGUGAUCUCAUCCUCCUCUCCUCGUCUCGAGAUGACGGGACCUGCUUUGUUACUACAGCCAGCCUGGAUGGAGAGAGCAGUCACAAGACAUAUUAUGCAGUUCAGGAAACCAAAGCUUACAACGCAGAGAAAGAGGUGGACACCAUCCACGCCACAAUAGAAUGUGAACAACCACAGCCAGACCUGUACAAAUUCGUGGGGCGUAUCAACAUCUACAUGACCACUGAGCCAGUGGCAAGGCCGUUAGGAUCAGAGAACCUGUUGCUCCGAGGAGCCACACUCAAGAACACUGAAUAUAUCUAUGCUGUGGCCAUCUACACUGGCAUGGAAACCAAGAUGGCUCUCAAUUACCAGUCCAAGUCUCAGAAACGAUCUGCAGUGGAAAAGUCAAUGAAUGCCUACCUGGUGGUCUACUUGUGCAUUCUCAUCAGCAAAGCUCUCAUCAACACGGCACUGAAAUACGUGUGGCAGUCCGACCCCAACAAAGACGAGCCCUUUUACAACCAGAAGACGGAAGCUGAGAGACAGAGACAUGUUCUAAUCAGGGCGUUCACAGACUUUUUGGCCUUCAUGGUUCUUUUCAACUACAUCAUUCCCGUGUCCAUGUAUGUCACUGUGGAGAUGCAGAAGUUCCUGGGCUCCUACUUCAUCAUGUGGGAUGAUGAAAUGUUCGAUGAGGAGCUGGGGGAGAGAGCCGUGGUCAACACAUCAGACCUGAAUGAGGAACUGGGACAGGUGGAGUACGUGUUUACAGACAAGACAGGAACGCUAACAGAGAACAACAUGGAGUUUAUAGAGUGCUGUGUGGAUGGACACGUUUACGUACCUCACGCUAUCUGUAAUGGACAGGUGAUGCCUGGAGCUGCCGGUAUGGACAUGAUCGACUCAUCCCCAGGUCCCGCAGCCAGGGAGCACGAGGAGCUGUUUUUCCGGGCGUUGUGUUUGUGCCACACGGUGCAGGUGAAAGAGGAGGAUACUGUAGAUGGGAUCAAACAUGGCAUUCACCAGGGCAAGUCCACUUCCUUCUACAUCUCCUCCUCUCCUGACGAGGUUGCACUGGUGGAGGGCAUGAAGAGGCUCGGUUUCACCUAUCUGAGGCUCAAGGACGGUAGGAUGGAAAUCUUAAAUAGGGAGGAUGAAGUUGAAAAGUUUGACCUGCUAGAGGUUUUGACAUUUGACUCAGUCCGACGGAGGAUGAGCGUUAUUGUCAGGGCCAGCACUGGUGAGGUUUAUCUCUUCUGUAAAGGUGCAGACUCCUCUAUCUUCCCAAGGGUCAUCUCAGGCAAAGUGGAUCAGGUCCGAGCUCGGGUGGAGCAAAACGCAGUGGAGGGUUUGAGGACACUUUGUGUUGCCUAUCGCUCUCUGAACCCAGAACAGUACGAGGAGGUUUUCCAACAGCUGAACAGAGCUAAGUUAGCAUUACAAGACCGAGACAAACAGCUGGCAGAGGCUUACGACCUCAUCGAGAAGGACCUGAUACUGCUGGGAGCAACUGCUGUCGAGGACAGGCUACAGGAAAAAGCAGCAGACACCAUCGAGUCUCUGCACAAAGCUGGUAUAAAGGUGUGGGUGCUGACAGGAGACAAGAUGGAGACUGCAGCUGCAACGUGCUAUGCCAGCAAGCUGUUUCAUCGCAACACCCAAAUCCUGGAGCUGACCACCAAACGCACUGAGGAGCAGAGCCUUCACGACGUCCUGUUUGAAUUGAGCAGGACGGUCCUUAGGCAGCAUGGGGGCAUGACCCGGGACACCUUCUCUGAGCUAUCAGGUGAUUGCACCGACUAUGGUCUGAUCAUCGACGGAGCUACCCUCUCUGCUGUAAUGAGGCCCGGCCAGGAGGGCUCAAACUCAGGGAAUUACAAAGAGAAAUUCUUGGAAAUCUGCCGCAACUGCAGUGCCGUGCUCUGCUGUCGAAUGGCGCCGCUUCAGAAGGCACAGAUUGUCAAGUUGAUCAAAGCCUCGGAGGAGCACCCAAUCACGCUGGCCAUUGGCGAUGGAGCUAAUGAUGUCAGCAUGAUCCUGGAGGCCCACGUUGGUAUUGGCAUUAUGGGUAAGGAGGGUCGCCAGGCAGUGAGGAACAGCGACUACGCCAUCCCGAAGUUCAAACACCUCAAGAAGAUGCUGCUCGUCCACGGACACUAUUACUACAUACGCAUCUCUGAACUUGUACAAUAUUUCUUCUACAAGAAUGUCUGUUUCAUUUUCCCUCAGUUCCUCUACCAGUUCUUUUGUGGCUUCUCACAACAGCCGCUGUAUGACACGGCUUACCUGACUCUCUACAACAUCAGCUUCACCUCGCUGCCCAUUCUGCUCUACAGUCUCAUGGAGCAGCACAUUAAUAUGGACAUCCUGAAGAAAGACCCUUGUCUCUACAGAGAUAUUGCUAAGAACUCUUUGCUGCGGUGGCCCACCUUCAUAUACUGGACCAUCUUGGGGGUUUAUGAUGCCAUUGUGAUGUUCUUUGGUGCUUACUUCCUGUUUGACAACACCACCUUCACCAGCAAUGGACAGCUAAUGACAACCAACACACAGAUGAUGUUUGGAAACUGGACAUUUGGGACACUCGUCUUCACUGUGCUAGUCUUCACUGUUACAUUCAAGUUGGCCCUAGAUACUCAUUACUGGACUUGGAUCAAUCAUUUCAUUAUCUGGGGCUCACUGAUCUUCUUUGUCGUAUUCUCUCUGCUGUGGGGCGGAAUCAUCUGGCCAUUCCUCAACUACCAGAGGAUGUACUAUGUGUUCAUGCAGAUGUUGUCCAGUGGCCCAGCCUGGCUCAGUAUAAUCCUUUUGAUAACAGCCAGUCUGUUGCCAGAUGUGGUGAAGAAGGUCAUAUGGAGGACACUGUGGCCCACCACUACUGAGCGCAUACAGAAUGCAGAUAAACUCUACAAGGGCCAGCUGUCUGAGUUCACCCCCUUGGCUUCCCUCCACGCUCCGUCUAAGGGUAGCAGCCACCGGCGAGGCUCGGAAAACCAAAGGAACCCUCGAAGGUCUGAACCCUUUACCAAGAAAGUUAUGUUCACACGCUGGCAAAAAGCGCCAGACUACUGCACCUUCACCCCCCUCCUCCGGUUUGCUGAUAGCUCCCGCCAUUCAAGGCAGGGGUACAAUUACAGCGGGGCGGGGCCUGAGACCUCAGUCUAAUUUAUUUCUUCUUCUCUGGGGUAUUUUUUUUAAACCUUAUAUUCUAAUAUCAGAAACAAUGUCAUCCACAUGGAGUUACUCAGAUAAAUUGGUGGAAAGCAAACUUGGAGCUUACUUACUUACUUCGACGUUACUGAGUUGGAGUAAAAUAAUAAACAGCUGAGGAGACUGCAAUGCUAAGUGACCUUCAUAAUUUCUGUCAAGUUCGCAGCCAAGUGUGGCGCAAAGCACUAUGGGACGGCUCUGGAAUGGACCCCGUCGGCAGGGCCUGGUUCGCUGCCACAACGUGCAAAGGGCUCAGUGUAAUGAUGUCACAGCAAACAAACUGACUCGAGCUUUGGUUUCACAUGAAAAAUAUGUGCACUGGCUCUUACGCCUGCCUGCCUUUGAUGGUAGCUGAAGUGUACUUUACUCUGAUUAUUAGGGUGUUUUAAUGGCUAUUGUGAUAAUCAUGCUGAUGCUCUAUGACCGGGAUGAUGAUGAUGAUGAUGAUAAUGAGGACGACUGUAGAAGUGCUCGAGCUAGCUUAAACUUUCUGUGAUCAAACAUUUUCUUGUCUUCAGUCUCUGCCAUCUGUCUUUAUUCCCUUCUGUCUGUUUUGCCUCUUUUUUAGGACUAACUGGUGUUGCCUGUGUGCAAACAUGUUAUCCAGAAACACUGCUUAGGACUCUGGGAUCAGAAACUGCAUCAUUGUAAGGAGGGUUGUAGUAGAAGGAAGAAUAAAUGUUGAAAAAUUAGUCUAUGGAGCCCGGAAGUAGCCGUAUAGGGGAAUUAAAUCAUUUUAUAUUGGGAUGAGAUACAAUUUUUGCUUAAUUUCUGAUUCAUUUGUGCAAACGAUACAGCAAGCUGAUUGUCCUAACUUUGAUUAGAUGGAAAACGGUGGUCAAGUCAGUUAAUAAUGACAGAAAAGCGUAGCUCAUGGUGCUUUCUGUGUCACAAUAUGUCUGGUUUAAAAAUGUGUGGGGAGCUUUGAAAGCUCUUAAACUAGCUCACCUUUAACGACAAAACACAGAAAAGCCUCUUGGCUGUCAUAAACAUGAAGCAAUAAUUUAGAGUAAAAUGAUCUUGAAAUAGAAAAAGAAAAACAAAGGUUCAUUUAUUUAAAUAAUUUGUUAUUAAGAAAUAUAUGCUGGUAACAAAUUUAACAGUUUACUUAAAUAACAAAAUACAUGGAAAAUUUACAUGUAAUCUGAUUACUUAAAGUCAGUAUUUUGAGCACGAUUAUGUUUUUUAAAUGUAAGCUGAAAUGCAACAAGUGCAAAUAUUGUAGGCAAAUUACAAUUUGUCACAUUUUUUUAUCCUGUUUCCAUGGUAAUUUGUUACUUUGAUAGUAAAGUGAACAAAAGCAGUGUUUAAGUCCAUACCAAAGCCAACAUGUAAGCAUUGAGAUCAUCAUCAUACUGUACAGCACACAGGGUGUAAAUACAGAGAGCGAGUGCAAACGGCACAAAUAGACAAAAACAUGGGAACGAGUCAUAAUGCACGUACGCAUCUCAUUGGCUACUCCUGGGUUCCAAUAGCAGAGUCAGUAGGAGUUGGUCUUUGUGAACAAUUAUUGUUUUAUCAUGUUAUACAUCCAACAUUUAAACUUUCAGAGUCACAUUUAGGUAGCUUAGAGCUUUGGUGUGGUAGAGGUUUGUGUGCGUAUCUGUGUGUGCUGAUAGAAGACUGUGUGUCUGUGUGUGUAUCUUUUAAUCUCCAUCUAUCCUAUCAUCUUGAACAGUAGAUUGUAAACUUACCUUAUCUUUAGAUGACUAAAUGUCUUGUAGUAGGACCCAGAGGAACUGCUUGUGUGACCGCUACCUGGCCGUUUCUUAUUGCCUUAAUGUCGUCUUGUAAACUCUGCGGUAUUUUUCACUGAUAUCAUUUACCAAAGAAACAGCAGGUAACGCUUUAUGACAUCCUUUAGAUAUUAGCUGGUUGCUUGUAUUUACUUUGAUUGAAGCACUUUAAAAUGAUAUAUAGUUCCUUUUAAUAUAAUUCACUCAAAGUGCCCCAAAUGGUUUGAUGCCUUAAAUAAAUAUCAAAUCAUUUAUAAUGUAUUAAAUUAUGAAACAAACAGCCGGCACAACCAAUUCAAAGAAAAAAAAGGAAUCGAGAUAGAAACACUUUUUUUUACAUGGCCGUGAGAGGACCUUUAACUGACCAGUAGCACAGCAAAGUGCCCUCUCAUAUUCUGUGUACAGUAGAAAAUGGCAGAAUAAGUAUAUAUGGGGUUCUUUAAGUGCAAAAAAAAAAAAAAAAAUUUGCAUGUACAAAAAAUGUGAAAAAAAUCUAUUUUAAUAAUGUGACAGAGAAGCGAGCGUCUUGAUAUCCUUUCAUACUCAUUUUCCACCUCAUCUCAACAGAAUAAGAUGCUUUUUAGCUCUGCAGAUCAGGUUGAUUGUAGCAUCUAACAGUUUAGUGCUCCCGCCCUUAAAAGCCUUAUAACAGAAGUCUAAUGGGAUUCUCCAGCUUAAAAAAAGGGCCUUUACAGUGCGCUCUUUGAAUUCUGUCUCACACGUUCCUGUUUCAACUCGUACCCUCUGUGUCUCUCCUUCUAGCUCUCUCUCUCUCUCUCCCUCACACCCUCCCUCUCUUGAAGCGAUGUUGAAGCUGUUCCUACCUCUGUGACAGUUGUCUCCAUCUGCCUCAUCAUCAUCAUUUCAUCCGUCCCAUUCUGCGUCUUCUCUGCCGUUCCUCCGUUCAUACAUUGACUCAUCCAUCAUGAGACAGUAGAUCUGAUGUUUUUAGUUCUAUGAACCAAAGCCUUGUUGCUGCUAGAGAUUCUUUAGCUGCUUUACAUUAGGUGCCUUGUGCUAGUUUUCACAGCCUGUCUUUGCUUUGCUUUGUGGUCAAUUUGAUACUGUUAAUAGGCGCUUCAAUGGUACAAGGGCACAGCAGAUGAUGGAUGUAACUGGAGGAAUGAAAUAACUACUGUAGGUGAAAAGGUGAAUGUGAAAUCGAGUUUUUAUGCAGACUUCUACUGAACAAGCAGAACUGACACACAAUCAAUGAACAAAUACCACUUAUGUUUAGUAUCUGUUUUUUUAUAGCUUGUAUUCAAUUUUUCUUUAAAAUAAAUGCCCGUGAGGGCAUUUGUCUCUGAAAUGUUAUUUUUUUUAUUGUUUUUGAUUAUGUACAAUGACUUUUAUGACCAUAGACUUGAAGAGCUCCAGCUCUGCUUUUUCCAAUCAGCUACAGGUGAUCAAUGGUAGCUUUUCUUUUGUUUUGUUUUUUCCAUCUCCAAGUUUUGGAGAUUUAAAGUUGAUGGUAAAGCAAAAGGGUUUCUUGUACUGUUGGAAUUGUCUAAAAUGAAGGGUUGGUUGGGCCAAAUUCCAAAAAGUAAAAGUAUUUUGUGUUGCUGUUUUACGCACCAAAAAAAGAAGAACAUUCCAGAUUGAUCUGCUUAGUAGAGCCCGACUGAUUUAUCAGCCAGCCGAUAUUUAUCGAAUGAUAUUAGCUGUAGAGGCUAAGCCUACACUUGAAGCCACUGAGGUGGUCGUUAACGGGGGGUGACGCGAUGUCACUGGUAUGUAUGAAUUAAGUAAACAGUCCAAGAAAUCCAGCUGUACUUAUCUUGUCCUUUUUGUUCUUUAUUCCAAUACCAUCUUGACAUAACAGCGCAGCGGUCACAAACUGUUUGCCUUCUCACAAUUAACGACACAUCUGACGCUGAUUACGUGCGUCUACCUUAAAUACCUUUACAUGAGCAAAACAGAAAAAGGUGACCUCUAGCGGCCACAUAAGGCAUUAACCCAAAAAUGGCUCCUACAUUAGCUAUUUUCCAAUGUAUUGGCAUCAGUAUUUGUAACAGCCAAUAAUACAACCUACAGAUAUGUUUUGAGGACAGUGCAUAGUUUUUCCACCAGAGGGCACUGUGCAACAUCCCUUUUGGCAACAAACAAACAUAAUAAACAGGUUAUCUGAGCAGGCUGAGCCUAAAUAAGCAAACUGAUAACUACACGUGACAAACAUUAGGGAAAUGUGUUUUUGUAUCUGAAAGGGAGAAAAAAAAAUCAGCACAUAUAUCAGAAAAUUGGAUUUUUAAAUCACCAUAUAUCGGUAUCAGUUUAAAAAAAUCAUAUAUCUGUCGGGUUCUACGACUUAGAACAAUUGAAGUAAAUUAGAAAAUACUGGAUUUUUGUUGUUGUUGAUGUUUUUAUUAUCUGAAUGAAGAAAACAAAGAUCCUGUCCCUCCUUUUAUUGUUUGCCCUGAAUUCUGAUUGGCCUUUGGACUAGGAAGAUGUUUUUCAUUGCAAACAAUGUACCAAGGCUUCAGUACCUUAACUGCUAAAGAAUCACACAAAUAACACAACAAUUGUUAAUGAAAUGGGAGGGGGCGAAAAAGAAAAGUCUACAGUAUAAUGCCAUGUGAGAGCUGAUACACUAUGACCACCGGACUAAACUAGCUGGGAGAAGCAAUAAGUAUAAUCAAACUGAAGCUGCUUGUAAAUGGCUCUCUGCAACAAAUGUGACCUCUUAGCACUAGCUAAGCGACAGAGAGUCACUUAUAUUCAAAUGUCAACCAUGACAGUGAAGAAUCCAUUAUCCUAUCCUGUCUGUGAUCUCAGAUCAGUACUUACACAGCGGUGACUAAGCAUGGUCCUUAUUCUUUAACUGAUGAAAGUUCUUGGAUGGAUUAAUUCUUUCUGUAGUGGGUUAGGGGAUUACUUCAAAAUGAAAAGACCCUUUUAUAUUUAUGGUUGCGGUUGGUCAUUGAAACCUGACAUACUACUGACACUUGGAGGCAUCUGGAAGUCUCAAUAACCUACAAAAAUGAAAAGUUACUGCACUGCCAUUUUGGGGGAGAGGUAUCUUAGAAACCCCUCUUUUUUGUUUUACUUUUCAGAGACAGUAUUUAAUGUGUGUCUUGUUUAUAUCUCAGAGUAUUCCAACAACCAAAACUGGAUUGUGUCAAAAAAAAAAGUGGACACGUGUAUGUCUGUAUGCAUAGCUUUAAACGAAACAAGGACAAAGAGAUUUGCGGUGUUAGUUGUUUCUCGGAGGUGCACUGAACCGUCGUUCCUGAGGACCGACACCUUGCUGAAGCCAUCAACAGACCUUCUGCACCAGUCACUCCUGUCCACACUGAAUCUUUGAACUGACGGCCUUUCAGCUCAAAUGUUAUCUUUUUUUGAAAAUGUGUUAUUGUAUAGCGAGCUGUACUUCACAUAACCGGCAGUAUCUACGAACUGAGAUACAGUACUGUAUAUACAUAUAUGAACAAUAUUUAAAUGUAGUUAUGUUAAUGAAUGUACAGUUUUUGGGGCUCUUUUUGUAUACAGUUUUUAAACGGUCAUAUCUUGUGGAUUUUUGCCAACCUUUCUGUGGCUGUAAAUGGCGAACAUCUGUACAUUUGCUUGGAAAUAAAAGCGAAAAUGUGUUA